Brassica napus (rape) is the source of this 3660-nucleotide messenger RNA. RefSeq lists its product as uncharacterized. The transcript is spliced from 3 exons. The record is from RefSeq and is a predicted model, not a curated record. Lineage: Eukaryota; Viridiplantae; Streptophyta; Magnoliopsida; Brassicales; Brassicaceae. Gene Ontology annotation, molecular function: catalytic activity. The coding region runs from base 1 to 3660 and encodes 1219 amino acids.
AUGCAACUUUUGGAGCACUUUCUUUCAAAACAUGCAACUUCAGGAGAAAACUCUACCUCUGAAUCUUCGGAGUACUCAGAAGAUGAGGAUAAUCCAAGUGAAGAUCAUGACAAGUUCAUUGAAGUGAUCUCUAAAAGACACAAGAAGCUGCAGAAGGUCAGGAAAUGGUUAAAGAAAAAUAAACCUAUAUUCGGAGGUCUCAUUGAGACACAUGUACAGCCGGCAAAUGCAGCGACUAUAGUAUCUCGUUCUUUGCCGGGUUGGUUUUGUGACAACAACUAUGAUUUCUCAGAGCUGGGGCGUAUUUGGAUAAUCUGGCACAGUUCGGUCUCUGUUAGGAUACUCUCGAAAUCUCUUCAGCUAGUAAAUUGUCUGGUCAAGCUUCCUACUUCAGUCCAAGAAAUAAUGGUCUCUAUAGUCUACGGUUCAAAUGAUCAAUGUGAGAGAAGGCUUCUAUGGUCGGAACUGGAAGCUAUUUCAUGUGAUCCUCAAUGCAGUGGUGUUCCAUGGUUGGUGAUGGGUGAUUUUAACGAAAUAAUCUCACCUUCAGAGCAUUCCCACUUUGAUCAAUUCUCUUCCAAGCGGGGGAUGCGCGACUUCAGUGAAUGUCUUGACCGAAGCUCAUUAUCUGAUCUCCCUUUCUGCGGCAACACUUUCACUUGGACAAACAAGCAUGUAUCAAAGAAGCUAGAUAGAAUUUUGGUAAAUGAUACAUGGUUGAUCAAAUUUCCAGAAUCUAUUGGUGUGUUUGGUGAACUCGGAAUCUCAGAUCACAGUCCAUGCUGUGUUUUCUUAGAUCAGCUGAGACCUAAACAGAAGAGGCCCUUCAAGUUUUUCGCUCAUCUAACUCAGCAUCCAGAUUUCCAAGUCUUGAUUAAAGCUUGCUGGGACUCUCUCUCUUUCCAUGGCUCGCGACAACUGUGUAUCUCAAAGAAACUGAAGGCACUCAAACCAGUUAUUCGAAACUUCAGCAAAGACAACUUCUCCAAUCUGGAAAAGCGGGUUUCUGAAGCUUUUGAGCAUCUAAUCCAAUGUCAGCAAGUCACCUUAUCUGACCCUUCCCCUCUAAAUGCAGAGGCAGAGAGAGAUGCGCAAUCUAAAUGGUCUACUCUGGCAAUAGCGGAGGACUCUUUCCUCAAGCAAAGAUCACGGGUUCAGUGGACUUCUCUAGGCGAUGCUAACACUGCGUUUUACCACAACACGAUCAAAUCAAGAAGAGAUACCAAUCAAAUUUCUUUCUUCUUAGACUCCAACGAUGCGGUAAUAGACUCCCUCCCUGACAUCAAAAAUCACGCUGUGCAAUAUUUCACCGAUAUGCUAGGAGGACAAGUUACCCUGACUUCUUCUACGCCGGAAGCCAUCGCUGACUUGGUCUCAAUAAAAUGCGACCUAACUGCCAUUGCUUUAUUGGAUGCCCCUUUCACCGCCACAGAAAUCAAACAAGCUUUCUUUGAUCUACCGAGGAAUAAGGCGCCAGGACCAGAUGGAUACCCGGGUGAAUUCUUCUCCUCUCAGUGGGAGACUGUGGGUAAAGAUUUGAUUGAGGGAGUUAGUGAAUUCUUUCGUUCAGGGAAGCUAUUACAACAGUGGAAUUCAACGAUCCUUACCCUGGUCCCAAAGAUAACAAACGCCUCAAGGAUCUCAGAAUUUAGACCUAUUGCUUGUUGCAAUUCUGUAUACAAGGUGGUCUCCAAGCUUUUAGCAAACCGUUUAAAGCAAGUCCUGCCAACGCUCAUCUCCAAUGCCCAAUCUGCUUUCAUUCCUGGCCGUUUGCUUGUUGAAAAUGUUUUACUAGCUACUGAACUGGUUCAGGGGUACAACUGGAAGGCAAUCUCUAAACGAUGUAUGCUGAAAGUAGAUUUGAGGAAAGCCUUUGACACAUUGAACUGGAGCUUCAUUCUCAACACACUAGAAGCGAUGGAUUUCCCCUUGACUUUUCGGAACCUCAUAAAGCAAUGCAUAACAACGACCAGAUUCUCUGUGGCAAUAAACGGGGAGCUUUGUGGUUACUUUAAGGGAACUAAGGGUCUGCGACAGGGUGAUCCCUUGUCUCCGUAUCUAUUUGUUUUGGCUCUGGAGGUUUUUUCGCAGAUGCUGAGGGUCAAGUAUAGUGAUGGUUCUAUUGGCUUUCACCCUAAAGCCACUGAUCCCAAUAUCACUCAUCUCGCUUUUGCGGAUGAUAUCAUGGUUUUCUUCGAUGGAGAGAAACAGUCUCUGGAUCACAUUGCUCAGACAUUUGAAGCAUUCUCUAGGUGGUCAGGGCUCACUAUGAAUAGAACCAAGACAGAAUUAUAUGCAGCAGGUCUGACCCAGCCUGAAACCGACGACUUGGCAAGUCUAGGCUUCACUCUCGGCUCACUACCUAUUCGCUAUCUAGGACUCCCUCUAAUGCACCGGAAGCUACGGAUCUCAGAUUAUAGACCGUUAAUUGACAAAUUAAAGAGAAGCUUCACUGCAUGGUCUGUCAAAACUCUAUCUUUUGCAGGUAGGAAACAGCUGAUAUCAUCAGUGAUAUACGGUUCUAUAAACUUCUGGACAUCGGCCUUCAUCUUACCUAAGGGGUGUCUCAAGCAAAUAGAAUCUCUCUGUUCGAGUUUUCUUUGGAGCGGCAAAAUAUCUGGUCAUGUGAACACCAAGGUCUCCUGGAAAACGGUUUGCCUCCCUAAACAGGAGGGUGGUCUUGGACUAAGGGAUUUCGGUCUUUGGAACAAGACGCUGUGCCUAAAGCUUAUCUGGAGAUUGUUUGAUGAUACACAGUCGCUGUGGGCUGACUGGAUGAAGGCUUACAGAAUUGGCGGUAGCCAGAUUUGGGAGAUCGAUGAGAAUAUUGCCACCUCUUGGACAUGGCGCUCCCUUUUACAUCUUCGUCCUCUUGCUGAGAGAUUUAUUCGUGCUGAUAUCGGUAAUGGGGAGAAAAUUAGCUUCUGGUGGGAUUCUUGGACCCCAAUGGGACCAUUAAUUAAAUAUUUUGGGCCAAGGGGUCCUACAGAACUAGCGAUCGCAUCAAAUGCCUCUGUGGCAACUGCUUGCAAUCAGCAUGGAUGGAUGCUUAGGGGAGCUCGCUCUCCGGCUGCGGAAAACCUACACAUUUAUCUCACAACAAUCCCCCUCCCUUCAAGCUCAAAUCAACCAGAUUCAUACGUGUGGGAGGCAAAUGGAAUCAGUCUCCAUAGAUUCUCUGCAAAAGCCACCUGGGAGGACUUAAGACCGAGAGAUACGGUCAAACCGUGGACAUCUAGUGUCUGGUUCUCAGGCUCUGUACCUAAGCAUGCUUUUACUCUAUGGGUGGCCCACCAGGAUCGCUUGCCAACGCGACAGAGGGAUCAUCUAUUCUUGCGAUGUGAAUGGAGUGAGCAAUUAUGGCAUAUGGUCCUACACAGAUUGGGAGCAAGACCGAUAGCUUUUCACACCUGGACGGCCUUUGCUGAAUGGCUAAACAUCAGAGAUUCAGAGACAUCUAGACUCCUGAACAGGCUAGCCUCACAAGCUGCAGUUUAUAGCAUAUGGCAGGAAAGGAACAAGCGCCUUCAUGACUCGACCUCUACCUCCCCUGCACAAGUUUUCAAGAUUAUUGAUCGUCGCGUACGGGAUGUCAUUCUGGGACAGCGGCAAAGAAAAAGCUUCCAUCCUCUGAUGCAGAGAUGGCUAGCUCACCUGUGA